Varanus komodoensis (Komodo dragon) is the source of this 945-nucleotide messenger RNA. Its product is annotated as pulmonary surfactant-associated protein C-like. The record is from RefSeq and is a predicted model, not a curated record. Gene Ontology annotation, biological process: respiratory gaseous exchange by respiratory system. Bases 1 to 945 code for a protein of 314 amino acids. The transcript has 6 exons. Lineage: Eukaryota; Metazoa; Chordata; Lepidosauria; Squamata; Varanidae. Gene Ontology annotation, cellular component: extracellular region; alveolar lamellar body.
AUGGCGGAGCGCCCCAGUGUGCUGCUUUUCCCCAGCCAGGCAGCUGUGUGCCAGCCCGCCGACCUGAGCUUGCCACUUUGCGCCUCUGCGGAAGGGGACAGCGGGGACCCCAGGGGCGUGAGCCAAAAGAGGCGCCUGGGCCUUACGUGCCCCUGCUGCCCCGGCUGCUGCCCCUGCUGCCCCGGCUGCUGCGGCUGCUGCCCCGGCUGCCCCGGCUGCCCCGGCUGCGGCUCCUGCCCCGGCUGCCCCGGCUGCCCCGGCUGCGGCUCCUGCCCCGGCUGCCCCGGCUGCCCCGGCUGCUGCCCGCCCAGCUGCGGCUGCUGCUGCCGGAUGUGCUGCUCGGUGCCAAGGCUCCUCUGCCGGCUGCCCAAGCUGGCCUGCUGCCCCGUGCACCUGCGGAGGCUGCUGAUGGUGGUGCUGGUCAUUGUCCUCGUGGUGGUGGUGAUUGUGGGGGCCCUCCUGAUGGGGAUAUUCAUCGUCCAGGCGCGCACAGAGGCCCUUCUGCAGAUGGCAUUUGAUGGCCCAGAAGGGGGCUGGGCUCAGCUGAGCUUCCCCCUGGAGAUGGAAGAAGCGAUCACUUUCUACGUGGAGGAGGGAGCCCGUGGCCCAGCCACGGUCGUUUAUGAUCUCAACAAGCUGCUGAUCGGCUACAAACCUUCACAAGGCGAUACCUGCUACAUCACCAGGAUGGACAAGGAGAACAUCCAAGGCCUGGAUGCUGCUGUGAAGGAAUUCCAGGUCAGGAGUCUUGCAGGACUCAGAGGCAGCUGUGGAGUGGUCCUGGGAGACACGGUGUCGACCCAGCCACCCGUCCCGUCCCCCACGCAGAGGCGGGAGAAGAGGCGGGGGCAGCAGGAGGCUCUGCCCUCCUCCCUGGUGGAUCGCGCCACCUUGGGUGCCACGCUUAACAUCCUCUGCCGUCGUGUCCCCAUCCUGUGGGCUUAG